AUGAAAGAGAUCAUGAUCAACGGACCGGUGGAAGCAGUUUUCAACGUAUACGAGGAUUUUGUCAACUACGCAUUCGGCAUUUAUCAACACACCACCGGGAAGUUGCUUGGUGGUCAUGCGGUGCGCCUUUUGGGUUGGGGCGAAACCGGCGGUGAGAAGUACUGGCUGGCGGCCAAUUCAUGGAACGACCAUUGGGGAAUGUGGGGCUUCUUUCAAAUUGCCCGCGGUAAAAACGAGUGCGGUAUCGAAUCCGGUGUAACCGCCGGAAUUCCGAGGAAAAAAACUCAUGAAUUGUACGAAAAACAUACUUAA
Molecule: messenger RNA, 312 nt
Organism: Echinostoma caproni
Lineage: Eukaryota; Metazoa; Platyhelminthes; Trematoda; Plagiorchiida; Echinostomatidae
Source: the annotation of a GenBank genome assembly